Messenger RNA from Glarea lozoyensis ATCC 20868, 492 nucleotides. RefSeq lists its product as uncharacterized. Bases 1 to 492 code for a protein of 163 amino acids. The record is from RefSeq and is a predicted model, not a curated record. Lineage: Eukaryota; Fungi; Ascomycota; Leotiomycetes; Helotiales; Helotiaceae. The transcript has a single exon.
AUGCCACUCAAAGACCGUUUCCGCCGCGCCAUCGGCCGCACCCCAUCAGCUCCCACCUCCCUCAACUCCUCCCGCUCAACAUCCAACUCCCAACUCUCCACCUCAACCUCAACCAGCCCACCCACCCCCUCCAUAACCCUCACCAAAACCACCUCCACCACCGCGCGUCUCACAAAAUCCCUCACCUGGCGCACCUCAAAACCGAAACAAGAUAAACGCGAAAAGGCGCUUGAGGAAUGGGAGAAAUACGAUCACAGGGAGUGGGUGACGCCCAGCAGGGUGACGAGACAUAAGAGUAAACACCAUCAGGAUAUCUUGCGGGGGUUUGAGAUUAAUUUCGGGAAGGAGGGACGGAAGGGCAGUGGGAGUAUUUGGAGUGGUGUUAGUCCGGGACAGAGUCGGCGGGCGAGUUGGCAGAGUUCGAGGGCGCCGUUGGGACAGAGUGCGUUGAGUAGGGUGGGGAGUCGGACGGAGGCGAGGAUUGAGGAGUAA